This is a messenger RNA of Plenodomus lingam JN3, 543 nucleotides long. Lineage: Eukaryota; Fungi; Ascomycota; Dothideomycetes; Pleosporales; Leptosphaeriaceae. The record is from RefSeq and is a predicted model, not a curated record.
AUGCAGGGACGAGCGGCCGGCUUCAGGUCAAAGGAACACCUGCUCAUCUGCAAGCUGCUGCAAGCUGCCAGUCUCCAGAAGUCCAGCCCUCCCCUGGCUGCGCCCGUGAGAAUACAGAGUUUCUUUUUCUCCUUCUCUCUCUUCCUUCCUUCCUUCCUGCCUUCCUUCCUUCCUGUCCAUGUUCCCUGUCCGUCCACAUGUACAACACACAUGGCUGACCAUGUACCUGUGCUGGCCACGGAGGAAGAUAAGCAAGUGUCUCGCAUUAGCUGCCCCCGUUACAUGUCCCAUACCUACAAGCAGCCCUGGAGAGGAGGCAUGGCAGGUGCAGGUGGUCGCUACGGCUGGCGGGAAAGCGCGAACGCGAUGUUGAGUCGUACGGCUGGCGUUGGGAACCAUGUCGGAAGGUGGGAGGUCGGAAGGAAGGAGCAGGCUGAACCACCUGGCUUUGUCAUUGCCGAGGCAGCCCACGCUGGGAGCCCAAAGAAGACUUGGCUAGACCCCUCUGUGCCUUUCGGACCAGGCAAUCGUCAUCAAUGCUGA